This is a messenger RNA of Musa acuminata AAA Group (dessert banana), 1762 nucleotides long. Its product is annotated as UDP-glucosyltransferase 29-like. The record is from RefSeq and is a predicted model, not a curated record. Bases 140 to 1624 code for a protein of 494 amino acids. The transcript has a single exon. Lineage: Eukaryota; Viridiplantae; Streptophyta; Magnoliopsida; Zingiberales; Musaceae. Gene Ontology annotation, molecular function: UDP-glycosyltransferase activity.
CGUGGCGGCUCGUCAAGUGUGCCAGCAGACUCAUGACACUCGCUCUGUUUUCCCACUAGUGUUAUUUUAUCAUCGCCUCUUCCGGCUUAUAAGCCAACCCCCCUCCUUGGAUCCGUAGAAUAGCUUCUCAAGGAGAAGAAUGUCAAGUGACAAGAGUCGCGAUGGGUCUAUGGAUUCAACAGGCGAUGACUACGGCCUUCGCGUGGUCAUGCUACCAUGGCUCGCUCAUGGCCACGCCUCGCCCUUCCUGGAGCUCGCCAAGCGCUUGUCACGCCACGACGUGUUCGUCCACUUCUGCUCCACUCCCGCCAACCUCGUCUCCAUGCGCGAACAGUUCGACGCCAAUGCCUUCCCUUCCAUCCGGCUGGUGGAGCUCCAAUUGCCCGCACUCCCCGGUCUCCCGCCUGACCUCCACACCACCAAACACCUCCCGUCCCACCUGAUGCCCACCCUCAAGCAGGCCUUCGACCUCGCGGAGCCCGACUUCGGGCUCCUCCUCCAAGCCUUGCACCCCGACCUGCUCAUCUACGACUUCCUCCAACCUUGGGCGCCCCUCUCGGCGCACCGCCGCAACAUCCCGGCCAUCCAGUUCCUCACCACCGCCGCUUCCUCCGCGGCCUUCUUCUGCCACUGCAUCAAACGACCGAUCGAAGAGUUUCCGUUCCCGGCCAUGUCGCUCGGCGUGAAGGAGAACCUGGAACACAUUGCCACGAUGAACCGGUUUGCCAACGGCAUGUCGGACGGGGAGCGCUUCCUCCGCUGCAUGGACCGCUCCUCGGGCUUCAUCGCCAUCAGGACGUUCCGGGAGAUCGAGGCCAAGUACAUCGACUACUUGUCCUGCGUGCUGGACAAGGAGGUCGUGCCCGUGGGGCCUCUUGUUCCGGACGACGACGACGACGACGACGGUAGCAGCGGGCGGGAUCGCCUGACGGACAAGGACCGCGAGACUGCGCGGUCGAUCAUGUCGUGGCUGGGCGCCAAGGAGAAGUCCUCCGUCGUGCUCGCAACGUUCGGCAGCGAGUACUUCAUGUGCAAGGAGGAGAUGCGGGAGGUAGCGCGCGGGUUGGAGCUCAGCGGGUUGAGCUUUAUCUGGGUGGUGAGGUUCCCAAAGGACGGAAUCCUCCCCACGGUUGCCGGCGAUAGUAGCUCGUGGGCUACUGCUCUGCCGAGCGGUUUUGUGGAGAGGGUCGUGAAGGGGGAAGGCAGGGGAUUGGUGGUGGAGGGGUGGGCGCCGCAGAGAAAGAUCCUGUCCCACCCAGGCGUGGGCGGCUUCCUCACCCACUGCGGGUGGAGCUCGGUGGUGGAGGCCAUGAAGUAUGGGGUGCCCAUCAUCGCGCUCCCGCUGCAGCUGGACCAGCCCCCGAACGCCAAGUUGGUGGAGGAGCUCGGGGUUGGGAUGGCGGUAAGGAAAGGGAAGGGCGUGCUCGGCGAGUUCGAGGGCGAGGAGGUGGCGAAGGGGAUCCGGGACGUGGUGGUCGGCGAGCAAGGGGAGAGCGUGAGGAGGAAGGCGCGGCAGAUGGCCCGCGUCAUAAGCCGAAGGGACGACGAGGAGACCAAGGUGUUGGUGGAAAAGAUGGCGGCGCUUGGCGAGGCGGCGAAGAGAGAUGGGAGGGAGGUGAUUUGAUGAGUGUUCGUGAUUCGCAGUAGAAAUCACGAUGAUGUGAUGUCAAAUGUCCUUUGACUUGGAUAUCUCCGCAAUGUACAAACGUCCUUUGAAACGUUGUUACGAUGGCGUCGAUAUAAACCGUGACAAAAUAACGUA